Caenorhabditis sp. 36 PRJEB53466 is the source of this 1000-nucleotide messenger RNA. NCBI's taxonomy places the organism in Eukaryota, Metazoa, Nematoda, Chromadorea, Rhabditida, Rhabditidae. The record is from the annotation of a GenBank genome assembly.
AUGUCCGAUAAUCCGUUGCCAGCUGGAUGGGAAAAGCGCGCCAGUCGCACUAGCGGUGAGAAACUAUAUAUGCAAAAAUUUGAAAACAAACUUCAGAUCGCGCCUACUAUUUCAACACGGUCACCGGCCGCAGUCAAUGGGAAAGACCGGAUGCGUCCGCUUUCGGAAAGGUACUUUUGAACCACCGGUCAAUUUUUCCACAUAAAAAACCUUUGAAUUGCCCAAAAAAACUCCAAAAUGUCAAUAUUGUUCAUUUUUUGCAGGGAAGCGAACUGGAGAAGGUGCAUUGCCUGCAUCUGCUCGUCAAGCACUCGGGAAGCCGCAAUCCGUCGUCGUGGCGUUCGGAUAAUAUCACCAGAUCCAAAGAGGACGCCAUCAACAUUCUCAAGGGUCGGUUUCGGAGAGAAGUCAUGAAAUGUCUAGAGAAAUCCAUUUGUUUAGGCUACGAAAAGGAGCUGAAAGGGUCGUCGAACGUCGAAGGCUCCUUCCGUGAGCUCGCCAAACAGUUCAGCGAUUGCAGCUCGGCGAAACGUGGCGGAGAUCUCGGGGUAGGGGAUUUUUCUGAAAAAUCUGGUAAAAAUCUGACUUUUGACUCACUUGCAAUUCUCCGAUCGUUCCCAAACUUUGCAGACUUCUUGGACUUGGACUGAAGUAUAUUGGGUCCAAGUUUCAGACCGAUCGGAUCAUCUGGUCCCGAGAUAUGUGGAUCAGAGGCCGGAAAUGGGGUAUAUCUCGGGACCAGAUUAUUUUAUCUGUCUGAAACUUGGACCCAACAUACUUCAACCCUAGCUCAAGAAGCCUGCAAAGUUUGGUCCCGAUCCGAUCAUUUCGAGUUGGUCAAAAGUGCAGGCCUCAUAAAGCCGUACCGUUUUUUCAGCCGUUCAAACGUCGUCAGAUGCAAAAGGCGUUCGAGGACGCGUCGUUCGCACUGGAAAUCGGCGAGAUGUCGGGCGUGGUGGACACGGAUUCGGGCGUUCACCUCAUCUACCGCAUCGAUUGA